AUGAUGAGCAGGAAAUGGGACUCAAACUCUUCGGAAAACUGGAAUCACACCUGGAGUAGCAAUGACACACAGCAACCCUGGUACUCGGAUAUCAACAUCACCUAUGUGAACUAUUAUCUUCACCAGCCUCAAGUGGCAGCGAUCUUCAUUAGUUCCUACUUCCUGAUUUUUUUCCUGUGCAUGGUGGGAAAUACUGUAGUUUGCUUUAUUGUAAUAAGGAACAAACACAUGCACACUGUCACUAAUUUCUUCAUCUUAAACCUGGCAAUAAGUGAUUUGCUGGUUGGAAUAUUCUGCAUGCCUAUCACAUUGCUGGACAACAUCAUAGCAGGAUGGCCAUUUGGAAGCAGCAUGUGCAAGAUCAGUGGGCUGGUGCAGGGAAUAUCAGUCUCCGCUUCAGUCUUUACCUUGGUUGCCAUAGCCGUGGACAGAUUCCGGUGUGUGGUCUACCCUUUUAAGCCAAAGCUCACUAUCAAGACAGCAUUUGUCACUAUUGUGAUCAUCUGGGGUCUGGCCAUCGCCAUUAUGUCUCCAUCUGCAGUAAUGUUACACGUACAAGAAGAAAAAUACUACCGUGUGAGACUCAGCUCCCACAAUAAAACCAGCACAGUCUACUGGUGUCGGGAGGACUGGCCAAACCAGGAAAUGAGGAGGAUCUACACGACUGUGCUAUUUGCCACCAUCUACCUGGCUCCGCUGUCCCUCAUUGUUGUCAUGUAUGCACGGAUUGGGGCUUCCCUCUUCAAGACUUCAGCAAAUUGCUCCGGAAAGCAGCGCCAGGAGCAGUGGCAUGUGUCCAAGAAGAAACAGAAGGUCAUCAAGAUGCUGUUGACUGUGGCCCUCCUUUUUAUGCUUUCCUGGCUGCCCCUAUGGACCCUGAUGAUGCUCUCGGACUAUGCUGACCUGUCUCCUAACAAACUGCGUGUCAUCAACAUCUACAUCUACCCCUUCGCCCACUGGCUUGCCUUUUGCAACAGCAGUGUCAACCCCAUCAUUUACGGUUUCUUUAACGAAAAUUUUCGCAGUGGUUUCCAAGAUGCGUUCCAGAUCUGCCAAAAGAAAACCAAACCCCAGGAAGCCUAUGUCCUAAGAGCUAAAAGCAACAUGGUCAUAAACACAUCUGGCCUGCUGGUCCAGGAACCUGCAUCUCAAAACCUAGCUGGGGAACAUUUGAUGUGUGGAAAAAGUGCUGAAAAUCCCACACAGGAAUCCCUGGUGGAAGAAAUGAGAGAAGCUACUAAUAGUACUGAGGUUUAA
Messenger RNA from Peromyscus eremicus (cactus mouse), 1257 nucleotides. RefSeq names its product neuropeptide FF receptor 2 (gene Npffr2). The record is from RefSeq and is a predicted model, not a curated record. Gene Ontology annotation, cellular component: membrane. The transcript has 3 exons. NCBI's taxonomy places the organism in Eukaryota, Metazoa, Chordata, Mammalia, Rodentia, Cricetidae. Gene Ontology annotation, biological process: G protein-coupled receptor signaling pathway; regulation of adenylate cyclase activity; regulation of cAMP-dependent protein kinase activity. Gene Ontology annotation, molecular function: opioid receptor binding; neuropeptide receptor activity; peptide binding. Bases 1 to 1257 code for a protein of 418 amino acids.